Heterobasidion irregulare TC 32-1 is the source of this 1602-nucleotide messenger RNA. RefSeq names its product laccase (gene lcc18). The record is from RefSeq and is a predicted model, not a curated record. The transcript has 17 exons. Bases 1 to 1602 code for a protein of 533 amino acids. Lineage: Eukaryota; Fungi; Basidiomycota; Agaricomycetes; Russulales; Bondarzewiaceae. Gene Ontology annotation, molecular function: oxidoreductase activity; copper ion binding.
AUGCUACGAUCUCACUACAUUCCUAUCAUUAUAGCCACCUUGCGCACGCUCCCAUACAGCGUCCGUGCUGCUAUUGGGCCUAUUGCAGAUCUUCACAUUGUAAACAGGAACAUCGCGCCAGAUGGAUUUAAUCGCCCUGCAGUGCUAGCGGGCGGUAUGUUUCCGGGCCCCGUCAUCCGAGCGACGAAGGGCGAAACCUUCGAACUCAACGUGUUUAACGACCUAACGGACCCCAGAAUGGAUACUGCCACUUCAAUUCAUUGGCACGGCAUCGACCAGCGCACUACCCCUUGGGCAGACGGGCCUGCCUUCGUUACACAGUGCCCCAUAACUCCGGAACACAGCUUCCAGUAUAGGUUCAAUGCGCGCGAGCAGACGGGGACAUAUUGGUACCAUUCGCAUGUGAGGGACCAGUAUUGCGACGGACUGAGAGGCGCUCUGGUCAUAUAUGAUCCUCUCGACCCAUACCGCCAUAUGUAUGAUGUUGAUGACGAAAACACUAUCAUCACACUGGCUGAUUGGUACCACUACCUCGCCCAUGACGCUCCGCCUAUACCAUCACCCACCUCGACCCUGAUCAAUGGAUUAGGCCGAUACAACGAUGACCAAGACACACCGCUGGCGGUCGUUGGGGUAGAACGUGGAAAGACAUAUCGCUUUCGUUUGAUUUCCAUCUCGUGCGACCCGACUUGGGUGUUUUCCAUCGAUCGACAUGAUAUGACAAUCAUCGAGGCCGAUGGUAAUCCGACUCUGCCGCUGACAGUAGAUUCGCUUGCAAUAUUUGCUGGCCAGCGAUACUCUGUCGUCGUCAAGGCAAACAGGAAGAUAGACAACUACUGGAUCCGCGCGCAACCCAACACCAUACGCCCAGGCUUCGACAACGGCCGAAACUCUGCCAUACUACGCUACAAAGGCGCUCCGAUCGAGGACCCUACGGCGCCUUACGUCGAGAGCAAACGCCCAAUGAGGGAGACCGAUCUCCAUGCUCGCGAUCGCCCACGUGCACCCGGACUACCCACACCAGGCGGCGCCGACAUCAACUACACCCUGAAUGUUACCUUCGAGGAGGAGAAGGGCCUCUUCCUUGUCAACGGCGCGCCGUUCCAGCCUCCCGAUGUUCCCGUCUUGCUCCAGAUCUUAAGCGGGGCGCACCGCACGCAGGACCUGAUCCCCCACAAAAACAUCAUCCCGCUGGAAGCGAACAAAAGCGUGGAGCUCGUCAUUCCAGGCGGCGUCAUUGGUGGUGGACAUCCCGUUCACCUGCAUGGCCACUCCUUCUCUGUCGUCCGUAGCGCUAAAAAUAGCUCGUAUAACUUUGAAAACCCCGUCAGGCGGGAUGUGGUCAACAUCGGAGAAAAAGGUGACUUUGUGACGAUUCGGUUCUUUACAGAUAAUCCUGGGCCUUGGUUCUUCCACUGCCACAUAGACUGGCACCUCAACGCCGGGUUUGCUGCUGUGUUCGCAGAAGAUGUGGAAAAUGUUCCUGCAGUGGAUCCAUCUCCCGACGCGUGGAAGGAGUUGUGUCCGAUAUACUAUAACACAACGAGUGACAGAUCCAAUUGGCGCGUUGACGCGCGGCCGAAGGCCAUAGUCCAUCCAUGA